Neoarius graeffei (lesser salmon catfish) is the source of this 7325-nucleotide messenger RNA. RefSeq names its product GLI family zinc finger 3 (gene gli3). Gene Ontology annotation, cellular component: nucleus. Gene Ontology annotation, biological process: smoothened signaling pathway; regulation of transcription by RNA polymerase II. Bases 582 to 5426 code for a protein of 1614 amino acids. Gene Ontology annotation, molecular function: DNA-binding transcription factor activity, RNA polymerase II-specific; RNA polymerase II cis-regulatory region sequence-specific DNA binding. The record is from RefSeq and is a predicted model, not a curated record. The transcript has 15 exons. NCBI's taxonomy places the organism in Eukaryota, Metazoa, Chordata, Actinopteri, Siluriformes, Ariidae.
CGCAACCGGCACACCGAGAGUUACUGCCGCAGACAGUUAGGAAUUUGUGUGCGCGCGCGCGCGUGUGUGAGAGAGAGAGAGAGAGAGAGAGAGAGAGAGAGAGCGCGCGCUUUGGUUUGUAAUGUCCUGACAGGCACACAGAGAAAGUUGUGAACGUGCGCGCGCUGCUCGGAGAAAAGCAGGAGGAGAGGAGAGAGCAGAGCAGGAGGAGAGAGAGAACAGAGCAGGAGGAGAGAGAGAACAGAGCAGGAGGAGAGAGAGAACAGAGCAGGAGGAGAGAGAGAACAGAGCAGGAGGAGAGGAGAGAGAGAGCAGAGCAGGAGGAGAGAGAGAACAGAGCAGGAGGAGAGAGAGAGCAGAGCAGGAGGAGAGGAGAGAGAGAGCAGCAGAACAGAACAGAAAAGUGGGCCGGCGAACUCCUCCUGGGUCCAAACGGAAAGCUUCGAGAGCAGCACUUUUGUGACGAGCAAGAAAAGAAAAAAAAGUGAAGAGGAAAGUUCGGAAAAGUUAAACAUUUUCCACAGGAGAAACUCAGACACGUGUCUCAGCUUUGAUGCGGCACUAAGGAAUGUGCAGUCACCAUGGAAACACAGUCCCAGGCCAGUUCAACAACAGAAAAAAAAAAGCGGGCGGAGACCAUCGUGGCAACCAGGAGAUCCUCCCUGACCCGAACUGAGAUCAGCGAGAAGGCUGUGGCUUCCAGCACCACAUCGAACGAAGAUGAGGGCUCUGUUUCUCCCUACCAUCGGGAAAGGCGCACCGUGAUUAGCGGCCAGCUUCCAGUGCCAGGCCAGAGCUCGGUGGCUGCUAAGCUGAUUGAUGACCUGUCCAACUCCACAGAAGAGCAACCCAUGUUGGUGAAGAAGGAGCUGCAGACCUCUCUACCCUACCUCCCUGAACACACACUCCCUUACCGGGGCACACUGUUUGCAAUGGACCCCCGAAACGGCUACCUGGACCCUUAUUAUACUCCGGCUCAGUUCUUCCCUGGAUUCCACCCUCCUGUGCCAAUCGAUGACAGACAUACACAGGGACGUUACAUCUACGAGCCCUCUCCAGUACCACCGCUCCAUGUGCCUCCUGUAUUGGCAGGCAGCCCUGCAUUUUCUGAUAUCUCCCUCAUCAGAAUCCCACCCCACCGGAAUUCCUCAGGUGUUGGAGUGGACUCGCCCUUUAGCUCCCCACACCCAUACAUCAACCCCUACAUGGACUACAUCCGCUCCAUUCACAGCAGCCCCUCUCUUUCUAUGAUCUCUGCAGCCAGGGGACUCAGCUCUGCAGAUGCUCCACACACUGGUUUGACCGCUGCAGAAUACUACCAUCAGAUGGCACUGCUCACAGGUCAUCGUAGCCCCUAUGCUGACAUCAUUCCCUGUACCAUGUCCACCAGCGGAGCAGGGACCAAUGCUUUGCACAUGGAAUACCUCCAGACUCUGGAAGGUUCUCGCUUUCCCAGUCCAAGACUUUUUGCCCGUCAGGGUAGGAAGCGUCCCCUUCCUGGCUCAUCACUCUCAGACUCAAGUUUUGAUUUUCAAGCGAUGAUCCGGAAAUCACCAAAUUCCCUGGUGAGCAUCCUGAACAGCUCGCGGCCCAGCUCAUCCACGAGUGGAUCUUAUGGCCAUCUGUCCGCUGGCACAAUCAGUCCUGCAAUGAGUUUCGCCUACCCUCCCACUCCAGUGGCCCUGCAAAUGCAUCAGCAGUUAAUUGGCCGGCCUCCAGGCAUUGUGGGUUCUGCUUUCGGGCACAGUCCCCCUCUCAUCCACCCUGGCCCUGCCUUCAGUACCCAGAGACCCAUAGCAGGCGUCACCCCCUCUGGACCUGGGCCCACAGAGCGCUCCGCCAUCUCCACUGACUUACAAAGUAAACCCACCAGUGAGUCAGCAGUGACCAGUACAGGAGACCCUAUGCACCACAAACGCUCCAAACUCAAGCCUGAUGAUGAGCCUCCCAGCCCUGGAGCAGUUAGUGUGCAGGAUCAUCCGGAUGGAAUGACCCUGGUGAAAGAGGAGGAAGAUAAGGAAGACGGGAAACAGGAGUCAGAGGUGGUAUAUGAGACCAACUGCCACUGGGAGAACUGCUGCAGAGAGUUUGACACCCAGGAACAGCUUGUACAUCAUAUAAAUAAUGACCAUAUCCAUGGGGAGAAGAAGGAGUUUGUGUGUCGAUGGGAGGAGUGCUCUCGCGAACAGAAGCCCUUCAAGGCCCAGUAUAUGCUGGUGGUACAUAUGCGCAGGCACACAGGCGAGAAACCACACAAGUGCACGUUUGAGGGCUGUUCCAAGGCCUACUCGAGACUGGAGAACUUGAAGACACACUUGCGAUCUCACACAGGAGAGAAACCUUAUGUGUGUGAGCAUGAGGGCUGCAACAAGGCCUUUUCAAACGCAUCAGACCGUGCCAAACAUCAGAAUCGGACCCACUCUAAUGAAAAACCCUAUGUAUGCAAGAUUCCUGGCUGCACCAAACGCUACACUGACCCCAGCUCUCUGCGCAAACAUGUAAAAACUGUUCAUGGUCCAGAGGCCCAUGUCACGAAAAAACAGCGUGGAGACAUUUACCCCCGACCCCCAGCCCAUCCCCGUGAACCUGGAGCCAAUGGACAGGGUCGGUCAUCAAAACUGCAACGCCCCUUUGAAGCGUUUCUUGACCAAAGGGAAUAUAACCAUGGUACCUCAAAACAAGAUGAAUGUCUGCAAGUUAAAUCAAUCAAGACAGAGAAGCCCAUGACGUCUCAGCCAAGCUCUGGCGGUCAGUCUUCAUGCAGCAGUGACCAGUCCCCCACCAGCUCCCAUUUCAGCUGUGGAGUCCAGCUUGCUGUGAGCACUAUUAGCCUUGUGGGGGAGGAGGUGGUGGUGGAGGACCAGGAGGUAGAAGAGGAGGAUGAAGAGAAGGACACUGAGGGAGAAGAAGAGGAUUCCCCCAUCAUGGUCUCUACUGUAUCCACUGCUACAGCCACGGCAGCUACUUUAGCCCUACAGCCCCGCAGGAGUCUGGGGCAGCCCUUGCGCUGGAUGGAACAGGUUAAGAUGGAAAGGCUUAGGCAGGUGAAUGGAGGGAGAUCAAGGCUAGGACAUCUGUCACCCACAGCACCCUUUAAAGACCACAGUCUGCCCUCCCUCACAGGGAAAGGCUUGUGUACUGUCAGGAGUACUUGUGGGGGUGCACCAGUUCCUCAGCCUCCUUUACAUCCCGAGCCAUCCAGCACAGAGUUGACAAUGAUGAGCCUCCUACAGGAUCGCCGUGACAGCAGUGGUAGUGCCACCAGCUCAGCCUACCUAAGUAGCAGCCGCCGUUCCUCUGGCAUCUCUCCCUGCUUCUCAAGCCGCCGCUCCAGCCAAGCCUCACAGUCUGAGCACAGCCAGCAGAGACAGCUGCACAACCUCAGUGUUACUGACUCCUAUGAUCCCAUCUCCACUGAUGCUUCACGUCGCUCCAGUGAGACUAGCCAGUGUGGUGGAGGCGGUGGUUCUGGUGGAGUAGUGCUUGAAGGAAGCUGGAGUGGUGGAAGUGGACGUGUGGGAGGAGGUGGGAUUGGAUCAAAAGGUGUGUUGAACCUAACACCAGCACAACGUUAUCAUCUCAAAGCCACAUAUGCAGUUGCAACAGGUGGGCCCCCUCCAACACCUUUGCCUAAAAUGGAAAAAGUGAGCUAUAAAAUUCAAAUGACUAUGGCCAGGGAUAUGAAAGCCAAAAAUGAGCUCAUAUUGCCAUCACUAGUCAGACCACAUCACAGUAGUGAUGGUAGUUCUCAUGGAAAAAGUCAUAUUAGGUACAGAUGUGGGGGACGGUAUCCAGGGGAAGGCCCAGACAAUAGUAACAGAAGAGCAAGUGACCCUCUAAGGCCAAUAGACCAAAAUACCUUUGGAACUCCCCAGAUACAGCGUUUUGGCAGUCAGAAUAACAUGGACCAUUUACCCCCUCUGGUGGGUAAUAAUGCCUCAAAUGGUUUUCGUAAAAGUACAAACCAUGAAAAUUACGCCAACUUAGAAGGCAGUAUCCAUAGUGGCCAGUUCUCCCCUUUCCCUUCGAGCAUCAUGCAACAAUCAGCACUUGAAGCUUUAGCCAUGGAGCAUGAUGGGGUUCUCUUAUUUAGGGAUGAUGUUCUUCCUGAUGACCAUGAAGCUCCCUGCAGCCAGCAAAAUGACAUAAAUCACCAAUUUCACAGAAAUUAUUUUGUCCAGAAUAUUGAGGGGGCGCAGAAUAUUCAGAAGCCUUCACAACAACAUGGGGCACAAGAAACACAAAGUCUGCCAAUCCAGUGGAAUGAGGUAAGCUCAGGAAGUACUGAUAUUUCACCUCCUCGGGAGCUACAGAGGUGCGAGCGGUGGCCAAACCAAAUUAAUGCAGUAGGCCUUCCAUUUGGUAGCUUUGAAAAUAUGAUUGUACAACAGCAGCUCCCUUCAUACUUUACAGACCAACAACACCCUAAUCAGAGAGGUAGUGUUCAGCAAAUAACUGAAAUGACUAAUGGACACUCAAAUCAGCAUAGGCAAGGAUCAAAUUCAAGCCAAAAGCUAUCUUGCAGCCAGGGUGUGUCAGUGGAGACGACACAAUGGAACAGCAGUGGCACAAGUAGGAAAAGCUCGAGGGCAUAUAAUUUUGGUCAGCAAAACUGUCAGAAUGCCCUGGGCCCCAUCCGACCAAGUCGUGUUCAUCAAGCCAGUCAGUCACAAACUCAAAACCUUCAACAGAGCCAUGAAAUUCCAUGUGAAACAAGUGGAAACUCACUCCAGCAAGGAAAAGAAAAAUCCAGUUUAUCCCAUGUCUUUGUACUCUCUCUUCAAUCCCAGUGUGCAGUGGCUAGCCAGCCUGUGGAUCACGACCCCUCUGAACCACAACAAUAUUCCACCCAACACACCAUCAGUAAUCACAACGCACAGCCCUACCAAAGUUUUACAAAAGGAAAUAUCAAUAAUUGCUCACUUGCUAAUCAAGUUUCAGGAAUAAAACUAGAAAUAGAAAAUCAGUUUCACCCGAGCUCUUUCAUGCAGCAACAGCAGAUCUUUGAGCAGUGCUUUGACCCAACUAAAUCUUCAGUCUUUGGAGCUCAGCACUGCCAAACUGAAUCAUUUAAAACUGAGACCGGGGUAUUGUGUAGAUCAUUGAAGGAUCGUCUGAGCCCUGGGGCUGAUCAAGUGACCAGCACAGUAGCGGGCAACCCAGACGGCAGUGUUCGGGAUGACGUUGGCCUACAUUUUACCUCCAACCUGGAUAAUAGCCUUGACCAAGGCAGUUUGGUUUCUGAUGUCAUCAGUCCUAGUGUUGUUCAUGAUUUAUCACAGACUUCCUCUUGGCUUACAGCUCCACACCUCUCAGCUGUACUUUAUAGCUUACCUCCUGGUACAACCAAUAUGGCCAUUGGAGACAUGAGCUCCCUCCUGACUACCCUUCCAGAAGAGAGCAAAUUCCUUGCCAUUAUGCAGUAGGUUUUGUGAUAUUCCAUUGGAUGAGAGUGGGGAAAACAAAUAAUUUACUGCAGUAAUUUAAAAAGUAAGGAUGAAGAGGAGAAAAUCCUUUUAUAUUUGUCAGUAUAGUAGGAGUUAAAUAAAGUAUAAACCUGUUAUUUCCCCCUAAAGAUGAGGAUUGGGAAAAUCGUAUAAAUAUAGUGUAAGUACAAAAAAAAUAACAACAUAAAAUCAUUCAAUUUGUGGAAUAUUUGAAUAUACAAAAGCCAGUUUCAUAUUUCUUUAAGGUGAUUUGGUGACAACAGCAUCAUUCCCACCUCUUUAAACAGUAUUCAAAUCAAUUCAGUUUUAUUUGUGCAGCACUUUUUAACAUUGUCACAAAGCAGCUUUAAAGAAAUAUAUAAAUUGUACAUUUAUAAAUUUAUCCCACAGUAUUCUGUGUAUUAUUGCCAUUUUUCAUUAUGUUAUAAAAUGUUCAUACACAUGCAUGUUCAAUAUACACACUGCCUUUUUAUGCUAGUAGAAUAUGUCUCAUUUACAAAAGACAGACAACCUUGCAUUGUCAUCAGGUAAAGACAGGUUAAAUGUUCCAUUUAAUAGACCCUAGUGUUGCAAUUUCAUAUAGUAACAUUUUAAUUAUGUCUUGCAUUGGUAGUAUUGAAAUUAUUUUUCUGGUCUUGUAUUGUGCUUGAAAUUUUUCAAACAUGGUGUAGACUACAUAUACAGCAGACCAUUUUAUGACACAAGUGUGAACCAGACCCUCACAUCAAUAAUUAUACUAAUUUAUUUACCAUGAUUGCAUAGAUGUACAUAGAGUUUUCUUUUCCCUUUUUUUUUUGUACACCUUGCUUACUGUGGUCUAAUUACUGGUGCUUAUGACAAGCUGUGUGCAUUAAGGAAAAAAGAACAACUAGGAGGUUAUAAUUAAUCAACAUCUGUUUUUCCCUCAAAGAGGAUACAUUUUAAUAUGAUAAAAUGUAACAAUAAAUUUAUUAUUAUUAUUAUUAUUAUUAUUAUUAUUAUUAUUAUUAAUCAUAAUAACCCAUUUUUGCUUUACCAAAUAUCUCAAAGUAAUUUUGUAUUUUCUUUUAAAAUGUAAGUUGUGUGUUAUUUCACAACCAUGGUCACCAAGGUUUUCAUAUUACAAAUCAGUUUUAAGUGCGUCUGUCCCGAUUUGCCUGUGAAGAAACUUGAUACAAUGUGGAGAUAAUUUGACAAUAUUCUUAGCAGUAUUAAAAACCUCUAUUUAUGUGUAUCUGCAUAUGUACAGUUUUAUAAGUCAUGCUGUAGGACAUAGGUACUGUUUGUAUGUUGUUGUUGUUGUUGUUGUUGCUGUGUUAUUGUUUUCAAAGUGUUAUGAUGUAUUUCCUGAGGAAAGGUCUGGGGUGGAUGGGGCUGGUGGUAAGUUGGGCCAAAGGUUUACGCUUGAUUAGUGCCUGCCAAUAUCAAGAGGAACACUGCCAGUCUUUUAUAAGGCAUUAUUACAAUUGCAAAACAAGGUACACAUACAGUAUGUGUAAAAUUAAGCAAGAGACCUACCACUUCACAUGUGCAUAACCACAAAUGAUUCUGGUGCAGGUGGGGUCUUAGGUGUACCGUAAAUGUAACAUCUAAAAAAAUAACAAAAAUAUUGGAAGAUAUUGAUAUUUUAACACUUUUUUUUUUGCCUUUUUAUGCUUGUAAAUACAUUAACCAUAUGUAGACUAUAUCAGAGAGUUAGAUGACAAAGUUUGCCAAGAUGAGCAUACAUACCAAGCAGGAAUCCCCUGUCCUCUCUUUAAAUCAAAGCAAAGGGGAACCAGGGUGUAUGGAGUCAAGGUGCAUAGCACUACCAGAUGUAAUUUAAAAUCUGAAUGAUUUUUUUUGUAACAAACCACAAUAAAUGUUUGUAAGACUUUAAUAAAAAUGAAAUAAUGUGCA